This is a messenger RNA of Symbiodinium sp. CCMP2456, 678 nucleotides long. NCBI's taxonomy places the organism in Eukaryota, Dinophyceae, Suessiales, Symbiodiniaceae. The record is from the annotation of a GenBank genome assembly.
AUGGCUGAUUCCGAGCAGAAGGCACGAUACCUGGCUAUGCGCCAGGCGCUAUCAGUCAUCGAGGCGCAGCCCGACGGCCUUUGCGGCGGCUGCGCCGAGUGGCAAAACCGGCACCGUCGGGAUACAAAGCAACUCCUCCAGGAAGUCGCCCAUUUGAGGGCAGCUUUGCAAAGGAUGCUGGCUCAGAUGGGACAGUUGUUACCUGCCGAAGACGUUUCUAGGCUGCAACAGGAGCUCAAUCUUGACUCCCGUCUGUUCAACCAGGGCGCGAAGCCCUGCAUCACGGAGAACCCCCUCGCGAAGUGGAGGUUGGCCAGCGUUGGUAAAGAGGUCGUCAAUUUGAAGGCAGAAAAUGCCGCGUUGAAGAAGCGACAAGCGGAAAGCGACGCAGAGCUGGCGGAGCAGCGGCGGCGAAGUGCGGCGCUGGAGCGGGAGCUCCGGGAACUGAAGCAGCAAAUGGCUCAGAAGGAGAUCCAGGCCGCCAGCCCCGAGUUCGCUUUCGAGGCUCGCCGCGGGAAACCGCAGAAGACGAAGGACCUGUCUCUGUUCCCUCGGACCUUCUUGAAGCAAAAGGAGGAGUCCUACCUCAGUCGCCAGCCCUCGCGACCCACUGUCGUCGACAUGAAGUUAGCAUCGUCCCCGAGCUUGGGUCGACUGCAGCUCGGUGCAACGCCUUAG